Messenger RNA from Suncus etruscus (white-toothed pygmy shrew), 13592 nucleotides. It is a transcript of the gene UNC80, whose product is annotated as unc-80 homolog, NALCN channel complex subunit. The transcript is spliced from 65 exons. The record is from RefSeq and is a predicted model, not a curated record. Bases 85 to 10044 code for a protein of 3319 amino acids. Lineage: Eukaryota; Metazoa; Chordata; Mammalia; Eulipotyphla; Soricidae. Gene Ontology annotation, biological process: monoatomic cation homeostasis. Gene Ontology annotation, molecular function: monoatomic cation channel activity. Gene Ontology annotation, cellular component: cation channel complex; axon.
GGGGAUGAGAGUUGGGGAGAGCAGGAGGCGGCGGCUAGCAAGGAGAGAGCGCGGGGUGCAGCCCAACUCCCGGGAGCCACCAUCAUGGUGAAGAGGAAGAGCUCCGAGGGCCAGGAGCAGGGUAGCGGCCGCGGCAUCCCCCUGCCCAUCCAGACCUUCCUGUGGCGCCAAACCAGUGCAUUUUUGAGGCCUAAACUUGGGAAGCAAUAUGAAGCCUCUUGCGUGUCUUUUGAACGAGUAUUGGUAGAAAACAAACUGCACGGCCUCUCUCCAGCACUCUCUGAAGCCAUCCAAAGCAUUUCCAGAUGGGAGCUGGUACAAGCUGCUUUGCCUCACGUCCUCCACUGUACUGCAACUCUGCUCUCAAACAGAAACAAGCUAGGCCACCAAGAUAAAUUAGGUGUUGCUGAAACAAAACUCCUUCACACUCUUCACUGGAUGCUCCUGGAAGCCCCCCAAGACUGCAACAAUGAACGGUUUGGGGGUGCAGAUAGAGGUUCUAGCUGGGGUGGCAGCAGUAGUGCUUUCAUUCAUCAGAUUGAAAACCAGGGUUCUCCCGUGCAGCCUUGCCAAAGCAGCUCCAAUGAUGAAGAAGAAAACAACCGAAGAAAGAUCUUCCAGAACUCCAUGGCUACUGUGGAGCUCUUUGUGUUUCUAUUUGCUCCUCUGGUGCACAGGAUCAAGGAAUCUGAUCUCACAUUUCGGCUAGCCAGUGGGCUUGUAAUAUGGCAACCUAUGUGGGAGCACAGACAGCCUGAGGUCUCUGGCUUCACGGCACUAGUGAAACCCAUCAGGAACAUCAUUACAGCUAAGAGAAGCUCUCCUAUUAACAGUCAAAGUCAGACCUGUGAAUCUCUUAAUCAGGACACAAGAUCCCAGGAGGGACUCCCAGUGGUCGGUGAAACUUUCCAAUCAGAUUCCAUCUCAUCCAAGGCCAAGAUUUCAGGCUGCCACAAAGGGAACUCUUUGGAUGGAAGUCUAUCUUCCCAAACUUCCCAGGAAAGAGGACCAUCACAUUCCAGGACCUCCCUUGUGAUACCUCCAUGCCAAAGGUCUCGUUAUGCCACUUACUUUGACGUUGCUGUUCUGCGCUGUCUACUCCAGCCCCAUUGGUCUGAGGAGGGAACUCAGUGGUCUCUGAUGUACUAUCUACAAAGGCUGCGUCACAUGCUGGAAGAGAAGCCAGAAAAAAACACUGAGCCAGAUAUUCCUUUCCUGCCCAGACCUAGGAGUAGCUCCAUGGUGGCGGCAGCCCCUUCACUAGUGAACACUCACAAGACCCAGGAUCUCACCAUGAAGUGUAAUGAAGAGGAAAAAUCUCUCAGCCCCGAGGCCUUUUCCAAGGUUUCAUUAACCAACCUACGUAGAUCUGCAGUACCAGACCUUUCUUCAGAUCUUGGCAUGAACAUUUUUAAGAAGUUUAAAAGCCGUAAGGAAGACCGAGAGAGGAAAGGCUCCAUUCCUUUCCACCACACAGGAAAGAGGCGGCCUCGCAGAAUGGGGGUACCUUUUCUGCUACAUGAAGACCACCUGGACGUUUCCCCUACCCGCAGCACAUUCUCCUUUGGGAGUUUCUCUGGGCUUGGAGAAGACAGAAGGAGCAUUGAGAAGGGAGGCUGGCAAACCACCAUCUUAGGAAAAUUUACCCGGCGAGGCAGUUCGGAUGCAGCCACUGAAAUGGAGAGUCUCAGUACCAGGCACUCACACUCCCACCAUACCCUGAUGAGUGAACUGCCUGAUCAUUCUAACAGCCAUGGCGAAAACACCAUCAAGGAAGUGCGAUCCCAGAUCUCGACUAUCACAGUUGCAACCUUCAAUACUACACUGGCAUCAUUCAAUGUAGGUUAUGCAGACUUUUUCAGUGAGCAUAUGAGGAAACUCUGCAACCAGGUGCCUAUUCCAGAGAUGCCACAUGAACCGCUGGCAUGUGCAAACCUGCCUCGAAGUCUCACAGACUCCUGCAUAAACUACAGUUACUUGGAGGACACGGAACAUAUUGAUGGAACCAAUAACUUUGUCCACAAGAAUGGAAUGCUUGAUCUAUCUGUGGUUUUGAAAGCUGUGUAUCUUGUCCUGAACCAUGAUAUCAGCUCUCGUAUCUGUGAUGUGGCUCUGAACAUUGUUGAAUGUUUGCUUCAGCUUGGUGUGGUACCCUGUGUAGAAAAGAACAGAAAGAAGAGUGAAAAUAAGGAAAAUGAAACCAUGGAAAAAAGACUAAGUGAGGGGACUUUUCAGUUCAAAGCUAUAUCUGGAAGUUCUCCGUGUGGAUUUGGAGGACCUUCUGUUAGUGGAGCUGGAGAUGGUGGUGGAGAAGGAGGAGGUGGCAACGGAGGAGGUGGAGGAGGUGGAGGAGGAGAUGGCGGUGGAUCAUAUGAAAAGAAUGAUAAGAACCAAGAGAAGGAGGAAAGUACACCUGUGAGCAACCAUAGGCUUGCUUUAACCAUGCUCAUUAAAAUAGUGAAGUCUUUGGGAUGUGCCUAUGGUUGUGGAGAAGGACACCGGGGGCUCUCUGGAGAUCGUCUGAGACACCAGGUAUUCCGAGAGAAUGCCCAGAACUGCCUCACUAAGCUAUACAAGCUAGAUAAGAUGCAAUUCCGACAAACUAUGAGGGACUAUGUGAACAAGGAUUCUCUCAAUAAUGUAGUGGACUUCUUGCAUGCUUUGCUAGGAUUUUGUAUGGAACCAGUCACUGACAACAAGGCUGGGUUUGGAAAUAACUUCACUACUGUGGACAACAAAUCCACAGCCCAGAAUGUGGAAGGCAUUAUUGUCAGCGCCAUGUUUAAAUCUCUCAUCACACGCUGUGCUUCGACCACACAUGAAUUGCACAGUCCUGAGAAUCUGGGACUGUAUUGUGACAUCCGUCAGCUUGUGCAAUUUAUCAAAGAGGCUCAUGGAAAUGUCUUUAGGAGAGUAGCCCUUAGUGCUUUGCUUGACAGUGCUGAGAAGUUGGCACCAGGAAAAAAGAUCGAGGAGAAUGAGCAAGAAUCUAAGCCUGUAUGCAGUAAAAGGUCAGAGGCAGGAAGCAUUGUGGAUAAAGGCCAGAUGUCCUCUGCGCCUGAGGAAUGUCGCAGCUUCAUGUCUGGUCGCCCGUCUCAGACUCCAGAGCAUGAUGAACAGAUGCAAGGAGGCAAUCUGGGGCGAAAAGAUUUCUGGCGCAAAAUGUUCAAAUCCCAGAGUGCAGCAAGUGAUACCAGCAGCCAGUCUGAACAAGACACUUCAGAAUGCACCACUGCUCAUUCAGGGACAACUUCUGACCGGCGUGCCCGCUCACGAUCCCGUAGAAUUUCCCUUCGGAAAAAGCUCAAACUCCCCAUAGGAAACUGGCUGAAACGAUCCUCCCUCUCGGGCCUGGCAGAUGGCGUGGAGGACCUCCUGGACAUCAGCUCUGUGGAUCGCCUGUCCUUUAUCAGGCAAAGUUCCAAGGUCAAAUUCACAAGUAAUGUGAAGCUCUCUGAAGGUGGGCCAGGGAGUGGAAUGGAAAAUGGAAGAGAUGAAGAGGAGAAUUUCUUUAAACGACUUGGUUGCCAUAGUUUUGAUGACCAUCUAUCUUCCAAUCAAGAGGCUGGAAAAAGCAAAAACGUUGUAAAUCUUGGAGCAAUUCGACAAGGCAUGAAGCGCUUUCAAUUUCUGUUAAAUUGCUGUGAGCCAGGUACAAUUCCUGAUGCAUCCAUUCUGGCAGCUGCACUGGAUCUUGAAGCGCCUGUGGUUGCCAGAGCUGCUCUGUUCCUGGAAUGUGCUCGGUUUGUUCAUCGCUGCAAUCGGGGCAACUGGCCAGAAUGGAUGAAAGGGCAUCACGUAAAUAUCACUAAAAAAGGUCUAUCGAGAGGGCGAUCUCCCAUCGUGGGCAACAAGCGGAACCAGAAGCUGCAGUGGAAUGCUGCCAAACUUUUCUACCAAUGGGGAGACGCAAUUGGCAUCAGAUUAAAUGAGUUGUGCCAUGGAGAAAGUGAGAGUCCAGCCAACCUACUAGGUCUUAUUUAUGAUGAAGAGACCAAGAGGAGACUGAGAAAGGAGGAUGAGGAAGAAGACUUUUUAGAUGACAGUACUGUGAAUCCAUCUAAAUGUGGCUGCCCCUUUGCUUUGAAGAUGGCAGCAUGCCAGCUUCUUCUGGAGAUUACCACUUUCCUUCGAGAGACCUUUUCUUGCCUGCCUAGACCUCGUACUGAACCUUUGGUGGAUUUGGAGAGCUGCAGACUUCGUCUGGAUCCUGAGUUGGACCGGCACAGAUAUGAGAGAAAGAUCAGCUUUGCUGGGGUCCUGGAUGAAAAUGAAGAUUCAAAAGAUUCCCUCCACAGUAGUAGCCACACCCUCAAAUCAGAUACAGGAGUUGAUGAUAAGAAAGUUCCCAGCAGGAAGAUCAGAAUAGGAGGUUCCCGCCUGCUCCAGAUUAAAGGAACUCGCAGUUUCCAGGUGAAGAAGGGGGGUUCCUUGUCCAGCAUUCGCCGGGUCGGCAGCUUAAAGAGCAGCAAGCUAUCACGGCAGGACUCAGCGUCUGAGGCUGAGGAGCUGCAGCUGUCCCAGAGCAGGGACACUGUCACUGAUCUAGAAGGGAGUCCUUGGAGUGCAAGUGAGCCAAGCAUUGAGCCAGAGGGAAUGAGUACUGUCGGCACAGAGGAAAAUUACCACAGGAACAUGUCAUGGCUUCAUGUCAUGAUAUUGCUGUGCAAUCAGCAAAGUUUCAUCUGCACACAUGUUGAUUACUGCCAUCCUCACUGCUACCUGCACCACAGUCGUUCUAGUGCCCGGCUGGUGAGAUCCAUCAAGUUGCUUUAUGGAGACACCGUAGACUCUCUCCGGGAAAGCAACACCAUCAGCAAUAUGGCUCUCCGGGGCAAAAAACAGAAAGAGUGCUCAGAUAAAUCAUGCCUGAGGACACCUUCUUUGAAGAAGAGAGUCUCCGAUGCUAACCUGGAAGGGAAAAAAGAUUCCGGAAUGCUGAAAUACAUCAGACUACAGGUGAUGAGCCUGUCGCCUGCACCCCUAUCUCUGUUGAUUAAGGCAGCGCCAAUUCUGACCGAGGAGAUGUAUGGGGACAUACAGCCAGCUGCCUGGGAGCUCCUUCUCAGCAUGGAUGAGCACAUGGCAGGAGCAGCAGCUGCCAUGUUUCUGCUAUGUGCAGUCAAAGUCCCUGAGGCUGUGUCAGACAUGCUGAUGUCUGAGUUUCACCACCCUGAAACUGUGCAGAGGCUGAAUGCUGUCCUGAAGUUCCAUACACUCUGGAGAUUUCGCUAUCAGGUCUGGCCUCGGAUGGAGGAGGGAGCACAGCAGAUUUUUAAGAUUCCACCACCCAGUAUAAACUUUACCCUGCCCUCACCAGUGCUUGGAAUGCCCUCAGUCCCAAUGUUUGACCCCCCAUGGGUCCCUCAGUGCAGCGGGAGUGUCCAGGACCCCAUUAAUGAAGACCAAUCUAAAUCCUUUUCAGCCCGAGCAGUGUCCCGCUCCCACCAAAGGGCAGAACACAUCUUGAAGAACUUACAACAGGAGGAAGAGAAGAAACGUCUUGGUCGAGAAGCCAGCCUUAUUACUGCCAUCCCUAUUACACAGGAAGCUUGCUAUGAACCCACCUGUACUCCCAACUCAGAGCCAGAAGAAGAAGUAGAAGAAGUCACCAAUCUGGCAUCCCGUCGAUUGUCUGUCAGUCCAUCAUGUACCUCCAGUACAUCUCACAGGAACUACUCCUUCCGCAGAGGAUCAGUCUGGUCUGUACGCUCUGCUGUCAGUGCUGAAGAUGAGGAACACACCACGGAACACACUCCCAACCACCAUAUGCCUCAGCCCCCACAGGCAGUCUUCCCAGCAUGCAUCUGUGCUGCUGUACUCCCCAUUGUUCACCUCAUGGAGGAUGGCGAAGUGCGAGAAGAUGGAGUGGCAGUGAGUGCUGUGGCCCAGCAAGUUUUGUGGAAUUGUCUAAUUGAAGAUCCAUCUACAGUUCUUCGACAUUUCCUGGAAAAACUGACCAUCAGCAAUAGACAAGAUGAGUUAAUGUACAUGCUGCGCAAACUUCUCUUGAAUAUUGGAGACUUUCCUGCUCAAACAUCUCACAUUCUUUUCAACUACUUGGUGGGAUUAAUCAUGUAUUUUGUGCGGACACCUUGUGAAUGGGGAAUGGAUGCCAUUUCAGCCACCCUGACAUUCCUCUGGGAAGUGGUGGGUUAUGUGGAGGGCCUGUUCUUCAAGGACUUGAAGCAGACAAUGAAGAAGGAGCAAUGUGAAGUCAAACUCCUGGUGACAGCAUCAAUGCCAGGUACCAAAACCUUAGUAGUUCACGGGCAGAAUGAAUGUGAUAUUCCAACCCAGUUACCAGUUCAUGAAGAUACUCAGUUUGAAGCCCUGUUAAAAGAGUGUCUGGAAUUUUUUAAUAUUCCAGAAUCUCAGACCAGCCAUUACUUUCUCAUGGAUAAACGAUGGAAUCUGAUUCACUACAAUAAGACUUUUGUUCGGGAUAUUUAUCCUUUCCGGAGGUCAGUGUCUCCACAGCUGAACCUUGUACAUAUGCACCCAGAGAAGGGGCAGGAGCUCAUUCAGAAACAGGUGUUCACUCGGAAGCUGGAGGAAGUGGGACGAGUUUUAUUUCUCAUUUCCCUUACUCAGAAGAUCCCCACAGCCCACAAACAGUCCCAUGUCUCCAUGCUCCAAGAAGACCUCCUCCGGCUUCCCUCAUUCCCCCGAAGUGCUAUUGAUGCUGAAUUUUCACUCUUCAGUGAUCCUCAAGCUGGAAAGGAGCUUUUUGGCCUUGAUACUCUUCAGAAAAGCUUGUGGAUCCAGCUCCUUGAGGAGAUGUUCCUGGGGAUGCCAAGCGAGUUUCCCUGGGGAGAUGAAAUCAUGCUCUUCCUCAAUGUUUUUAAUGGGGCAUUGAUUCUCCACCCUGAAGACAGUGCCUUGCUCAGGCAGUAUGCUGCCACCGUCAUCAACAGUGCUGUGCACUUCAAUCACCUCUUCUCUCUCAGCGGCUACCAGUGGAUUCUGCCCACUAUGCUGCAGGUAUAUUCUGACUAUGAAAGCAAUCCACAGUUACGUCAAGCCAUAGAAUUUGCCUGCCAUCAGUUCUACAUUCUACACCGGAAGCCCUUUGUACUCCAGCUCUUUGCUAGUGUGGCCCCACUCCUGGAGUUUCCUGAUGCUGCCAGCAUGGUGCGCAGCAAAGGUGUGUCAGCUCAGUGCCUGUUUGAUUUGCUGCAGUCUCUGGAGGGAGAGACCACUGACAUUCUAGACAUCCUGGAACUGGUCAAAGCUGAGAAGCCUCUUAAGUCAUUAGAUUUCUGCUAUGGAAAUGAAGACCUGACAUUCUCUAUAAGUGAAGCCAUUAAACUCUGUGUUACUGUGGUGGCAUAUGCUCCUGAAUCAUUCAGAAGUCUUCAGAUGCUGAUGGUCUUGGAAGCUUUAGUUCCAUGUUACCUACAAAAACUCAAAAAGCAGACAUCACAAGUAGAGACUGUACCUGCUGCUCGAGAGGAGAUUGCAGCCACAGCAGCUCUUGCAACAUCCCUCCAGGCUCUUUUAUACAGUGUGGAAGUCCUCACCAGGCCCAUGACAGCCCCACAGAUGAGCAGGUGUGACCAAGGUCACAAAGGGACCACCACCGCCAACCACACCAUAUCUUCUGGGGUGAACACCAGGUACCAGGAACAAGGUGCCAAACUGCACUUUAUCAGGGAAAACCUUCACUUACUGGAGGAAGGACAGGGCCUUCCUAGAGAGGAGCUUGAUGAGCGAAUUGCUAGGGAGGAGUUCAGAAGACCCCGAGAGUCCCUACUGAACAUUUGCACUGAAUUCUAUAAGCACUGUGGACCAAGGCUGAAAAUCUUGCAAAACUUGGCUGGGGAGCCUCGAGUCACUGCCCUAGAACUGCUGGAUGUGAAAUCACACAUGAGGUUGGCAGAAAUUGCACACUCCCUUCUAAAGCUUGCACCAUAUGACACCCAGACAAUGGAAAGUCGAGGGCUUCGGCGCUACAUCAUGGAGAUGCUCCCAAUUACUGACUGGACAGCAGAAGCAGUGAGACCAGCCCUGAUCCUCAUUUUAAAGAGACUGGACAGAAUGUUCAACAAAAUUCACAAGAUGCCGACGUUGAGGCGACAGGUUGAGUGGGAGCCUGCCAGCAAUUUGAUUGAAGGGGUUUGUUUGACACUUCAGAGGCAGCCAAUCAUAUCCUUCCUGCCUCACCUUAGGUCACUGAUCAAUGUCUGUGUCAAUCUGGUGAUGGGAGUGGUAGGACCUUCCAGUGUUGCUGAUGGAUUACCCCUUCUUCAUCUCAGCCCUUAUCUCUCACCACCUCUGCCCUUCAGCACAGCUGUUGUCCGGCUUGUAGCAUUGCAGAUACAGGCCUUAAAAGAAGAUUUUCCUUUAAGCCAUGUGAUAUCCCCAUUCACCAAUCAAGAGCGAAGGGAGGGGAUGCUUUUAAAUCUACUCAUCCCAUUUGUGCUCACAGUAGGAUCUGGAAGCAAAGAUAGCCCCUGGCUGGAGCAACCUGAGGUCCAGUUAUUGCUGCAGACAGUAAUUAAUGUGCUUCUGCCACCUCGGAUUAUCAGCACCUCAAGGAGCAAGAAUUUCAUGUUGGAGAGCUCCCCUGCCCAUUGUUCCACCCCUGGAGAUGCAGGAAAAGAUCUGCGCAGGGAAGGGCUAGCAGAGUCCACCAGCCAAGCAGCAUACUUGGCACUGAAGGUGAUUCUCGUCUGCUUUGAGAGGCAACUGGGAAGCCAGUGGUAUUGGCUGAGCCUCCAAGUGAAGGAGAUGGCGCUGAGGAAGGUGGGAGGCCUGGCUCUGUGGGACUUCCUGGACUUCAUCGUGCGGACCCGAAUCCCCAUAUUUGUGCUCUUGCGCCCUUUCAUCCAGUGCAAGCUUCUGGCCCAGCCAGCAGAGAAUCAUGAAGAACUUUCUGCCCGGCAGCACAUUGCAGACCAGCUUGAGCGACGCUUCAUACCUCGCCCUCUUUGUAAGAGCUCCCUCGUUGCUGAAUUCAACAGUGAACUAAAAAUUCUAAAAGAGGCAGUUCACAGUGGAUCAGCCUAUCAAGGAAAGACUUCCAUCAGUACUGUGGGGACUUCCACCUCUGCUUAUCGCCUGAGCCUGGCCACCAUGUCCCGCUCCAAUACAGGCACUGGCACUGUCUGGGAGCAAGACAGUGAACCUUCACAACAAGCUUCACAAGAUACCCUGAGCAGGACAGAUGAAGAAGAUGAGGAGAAUGAUUCUGUGAGCAUGCCCAGUGUGGUAAGUGAACAAGAAGCUUACCUCCUGAGUACCAUUGGAGGAAGGAGGCGGUUUUCCAGCCAUGUCUCCAGCAUGUCUGCACCUCAGGCUGAGGUGGGCCUAUUACCCAGCCAAAGUGAACCUAAUGUCCUCGAUGACUCCCAGGGCCUGGCCGCCGAGGGCAGCCUCUCUAGGGUGGCAAGUGUACAGAGUGAACCUGGUCAACAGAAUCUCCUCAUUCAGCAACCUCUGGGAAGGAAGAGGGGCUUGAGACAACUAAGACGUCCUCUCCUGUCACGUCAGAAGACUCAAACUGAACCCAAAAAUCGGCAUGGGGCUCGACUGUCAACUACUCGCAGGAGCAUUCAACCUAAAACGAAGCCGGCUGCAGAUCAGAAACGGUCUGUGACCUUCAUUGAGACUCAGCCAGACCCAGCAGCUGCUCCAACAGACACUCUCCCUGCCACAGUCCAACCACAGGGCUACAGUCCAGCUCCAUCAAGGAAACCAGAAGGAAUGGACAAACCAGUUCUCACUUCUUCACCUGCGAUUAUUGUUGCUGAUCUACACAGCCUAUCUCCCAAUCAGAGUGAGGCCAUCCCCACUGAAGAAGAGAAGAAGGAUGUCACAGAAUUACCCGGGGCUACAACACACAGUUUACUAUCUUCUCAACUUUCAGCCCCUGAUGACUUCACUGGCCUUGAGACAUCUGUCCUCCUACAGCAUGGAGACACGGUCUUACACAUCAGUGAGGAGAAUGGCAUGGAAAACCCCCUGCUUGCUACCCAGUUCACAUUUACUCCAGCUGAGCUUGGGGAUGUUGAUAUAGACCUAGAUGAGUCUCAUGUUUAAUUCCUGUAUUUUGUAAGAUUGCAAGUGCCAACAAGAUGCAUAAGGGAUGAUCUUGCAAAAGUUGAAUAAUUUUCCUUGAGAAAAAAGUGAAAAUAGCACUUUACAUCUAUUGAGUGGCACAAAAUCUCAUAGAUUUUGCUGCUUCUGCACAUAUUGUUUCAUAAACAUCAAAAAAAUUAAUGGCUAAAUAUGAUUUGGUUAUUGAAGACUAUAAAAACCAGGGUUAAAAAAGGGAAAAGCCAUUUCAUUGCACAUUGUUUAUGAUUCAAGAAGCCUUGAAUAAUUAAAAAUGUUACUUAUCUAUUACAGAGUUACUUAGGAUUAUUAGAAAUAAUAUGCUCUAAUAAUACAAUGUUUGAAGGUUGUUCACAUAUACAUCUCAUAAAAAUGUGUAUUUUUAUAGUUCCAAAAUAUUAAUCAGGUGGUUGUCCAAGUAGCCAGUAUGCAAAAAAAAUCAAUGAGAAAAAUAUUAGUUUAGGGAAAUUAAAUAAUAAGCCUUUAGCCAUUUUUGUUUUGAUACAGCAUUUACAAGGAGGAAAAGUACUAUUUUUAGGGCUAAUAUUUCAUUAUUUAUUUUUGAGAUGACAUUUUCAUUGCAUUUUCUAACCAAAAUGCUAUAGCAUAAGGUCCUUUAAUUUUAUAACCAGUCACAAUAAAAUUAUGUUAUCCUAGAAAUUAUCAGAUAUAAUUAUGAAUUAAGAAGGACUUAACAACCUAGUCCCUGAUAAAAACUAAAUGUAAAUAUAAUAAGUGGGAAAAGAUGUUAUUUCUACAUGUAGAAUGACAACAUCAAUGCCAAAAUUAGGAAAUAUUGGGAUAUGUGAUUACUUUUCUUACAGCAUACAGUGCCUGCCCUUGGGGCAUAUUUUCAGAUAUUAAGGUUAUUGUUAGGAUUGGUUCAGAACAGUAACUUUUUCCUCGAUAUCAAUGAUGUUCUUAUGAUUCUUUAGACAUAUAAGUUUAUGAGGAAGAAAAUAUAAAGUGAGCAAUGUCUUCAUAGAUGCAGUCUAUGAAGUAUACACUCUACUUUGAAAGUUCAGCUAUUUCAAGGAAAUUAUAAAGUUUGGAAGCCUCGUAAGGCCAUAUCUAAUGCAUUAUUGAUCCCAUAGUAGAGAUCAGUAUCAUAGAGGCUAAGAAUGAGCCAAAAUUAUAUGCUAGAAAACUGUUACAUAAUAACGAAGCAUAUAACAAUUCACACAGAUUAUUAUGUGACGUGUGGGCUCACAUUCACAUGCGUGCUCUUGCGUGAAUGUAUGUGUUUUCUAGUCCUCCGAUUGAAGUUAAAUGUAGACUUUGGUUAUAUGGCCAUGAAUUUAAAACACAUUCUAUAUGUUUAAAUGUUCACUACAUCAGCUAUGGAAUGUAUAUAUCUAUAUAGAAGAGACCCAUUAAGCUCACCCAAAUCAUAAAGGAAGCCUACUUUUUCUGUUAAAAUUGCUUAUUAGGUAGCAUUGUUCACAUUGUGAUUAAUAUUUUCAAGUAUAAUUUGGGGUUUUGAUCCCUUUCACUAAGAGAAUGAGCUAAAGAUAAAAGGUAAAGUUAAAAAUUUUCUUAUCUAAACUUCAGAAAAUAGACGUAUUAUUUCUUUUGUGUUUUAUAAUUUCAGAACAUUUAUACUUAAUGUUGGAUUAAUUAUUAAGUGCAGAAAUAUACUUAUAUGUGGUUCUAUCAUAUUUCCUAAGCUGAUAUAUUUCUCCUGUUAAAAUUAUGCUGCUCAAAUUAGUGUUAGAGGCCUUAUGUUUAGUAAUUACAAGUGUCUGGGCUAUAUGAGUCUCUAUGUAUGUGCUUAUUUUGUUCCAGUUAUUUUUCUCCUUUAUUCAAAUUAUCUUUGUAUAAUUGUAUCAAAUAUUUAAAAAGUAAAGGAGUCAAAGUAGAUUGUUAAAUACCUGGCAAGAAUCCUAAAUAUCUUUAUAUAUAUUUUUUAAAGUUUUGGAAUGUUUUGAACCUGAUGUUGGCCUGUCUGCCUUUUAGCCUGACUCCUUCACUCUAGUGUUAUGGAAGUCUAUAGAAAACUUUUUCAAUAAGCUAUGUAAUAUUGUAUCAUGCAAAAAAGUCUCCACUCUGAGAGCCUUAUAGAGUGAGAAUGUUUUCGUACUGGGACUACUGAGAUUUUGCAGGUGAGUGCAUCUGUUCCAAUUACAGUGCCCUUAAAUGUGUUGAAUGUAAUGUAUUGAAUGUUUGUGUCAUUGAUAAAAUAUAUGUAUGUGCAUAAGACUUUCACAAGUAUGUACUCUCAGGAAUACUAGUACCUGGAGUGAGAAGGAAUAACUAUUAACGAACAACUGGUUGGGAAAGAUCAUAAAGAAGUUCAGAGUAAAAUUAACUAUUUUGUAAUGUUCAAAAUAUUAUUGAGUAUGUGACAAAUUGCAUAUGACAAAUGCAGUAUUGCUAAUACUAAUUAAGCAUUAGUGAUAUUUAUUCUGAGAAAAGUUAGAACAGGCCUACUUCCCAUGAAUAAAAAUAGUAUUCAAUUAAGAGGUUGCUUUUUCUGAAAUUAAAUUUUGAGAGACCUUGAAAUAAAUAUGUAUCAUUCAUGAUAGUGGGUAUAGAUUUAUACUACACAGGUUCAGUUAAAGUGUUUCAAAUCUUGUAUAGCUAUAUAACAGAACAUCUUCAUUUGUAGUAUUUGUUUCUAUCUAUAAUUAUAUUAGAUACAUUACUUGGUUUUUCAAGAAAAUUAAACUUCAUUGAGUACAUUAUGAUAAGGCACUGAGAAAUAUAAUGACAAAAGCCUAAGAAGGCAUGACAAUGCAGAGGGAAAUAUCUUGAUAGGCAUUAAUACAGUCUCUUGUAUAUAUAGUCUGGGAGUAGUAGGUUUGUGUCAUGUCAAGUCUCUAAGAGUACCAGAGGCAAAAUAACAUCUACUUCCUUAGUAUCUGUUCCUUUAGUCAGUGAAGCACUUUUUCCAAUUUGAUGUCCAUCAUCCAGAGUAUCUAAGAUGAGAAUACAGUGGGGUCAUAACAUAAAUUACAUUCUAAAGAGCAAAUUCAAUACCUUUCCUCAACUUGUACAGUAUAAGUCUGUGGCAUUUGCUGCUAUCACACCAAGUCAUGCUAUAAGUUAUGUUGUUGCCCUGUGACCUCACAGUUUCAAUUUCAUGGCCUUGUCUUCACAGUAGAAAGUCCCACUUCCUCAUUUAUUUAGUGGUUCUUACUGCAGCAUUUAAGAAACAAAGCUUGAUCUUACACUCAGGAGAGUAAGAAAAAUAUUAAGGGCAGAAUGUAUUUGGAAAAACUGAACAAAUUUACUUAUAUUAUUUUAGUAUAAUUUAAGAUGACAAAUCAAUGUACCUCCAUAGUAUUUUUUCAAUAGUCACUGUGACUGCAGGAUGAAAAUCCAUUAUUAGCCAUUUUUUAGGUAAUAUCAAAAGAUUGAUGACACAGCCAACUUCCCUCAGAUGACUAUGAAGUCUGUUAUGAAUACUGAAUGACCAAAGAGCAUGGAUUAAAAUGUGUAUCAACAAAUAUGAAACAUUUAUGAAAUAUUUAUGAACGAUAUUAAGAUGUCUGUGUUUAAAUAUGCACAUAUAAUAAAAUAAUCUAAAAACA